Molecule: messenger RNA, 743 nt
Organism: Brassica napus (rape)
Lineage: Eukaryota; Viridiplantae; Streptophyta; Magnoliopsida; Brassicales; Brassicaceae
Product: 50S ribosomal protein L23-like
Exons: 1
Coding region: 69-608 (179 amino acids)
Biological process (GO): mitochondrial translation
Cellular component (GO): ribosome; mitochondrial large ribosomal subunit
Molecular function (GO): structural constituent of ribosome
Source: RefSeq, a predicted model, not a curated record
GCAAAAACCCUUUUCAUUUCAAGGAAGCUCUCUGAAUCUCAGCGAGAAGGAAGAAACUCGGAUUCAAAAUGGGGAGUCGAUUAGGAGGACGAGUGGUUCAUUUCGCGAAUCUUCCGAUCAAGCUUCUGAUGCCGACGAAGCUGACGAACAUCCACGAGUUCGCGCUGAAAACGAUCCCAUCCGCGACCAAGAUCGAGAUCAAACGAGUCCUCGAGUCUCUCUACGGGUUCGAGGUCGAAAAGGUGAACACUUUAAACAUGGACGGGAAGAAGAAGAAGCGCGGCGGGCUGCUGAUAGCGAAGGCCGACUACAAGAAGGCUUACGUCACGCUCAAAAACCCUUUGUCGAUUUCUAGAGAUCUGUUCCCGGUGAAGUUUAUCGAGGAGGACAGGAAGAGUAAAGUGAAAGGAUCUAGCUUUGUCGAGGAGGAGGAUGAUAAGAAGAGUCACUGGCUUGAUCAGAAGGAGAAGAGGGAAGUCGGUGGGUAUGGUAAUGGUAAAGGUCGUCGCGGCGGCGGUGAAAGGUCGACGACUACGCCGGCGAGAGCUUCUGCUUCUGCGGCGGGGGCGAAGUUUCCAUGGAGCAGCAUGAGAUUUGGUGGCAAGUAAGGGUUUUUUUGGUUAGUCCUCAGUUAAGGUUUAUUACCUGGGUUUGUGUUUCUUUUUAGCUGUCGGAAUAUGGAUUUUGUUUCUGUUUCUUUUCGUGAAGUUUCUGUCUUAAUAAGAGACGAGUUUGAUCGUGAA